This is a messenger RNA of Seminavis robusta, 1704 nucleotides long. The record is from the annotation of a GenBank genome assembly. NCBI's taxonomy places the organism in Eukaryota, Bacillariophyta, Bacillariophyceae, Naviculales, Naviculaceae.
AUGAUCUAUGGACCCAUUCAGCAUUGGAAUGUCAGUACUGUCACCGACAUGAGUGCACUCUUUACCAAUGCCAUUCACUUCAAUACUCCACUCGAUCAAUGGAAUGUGGCCAAAGUUACCACCAUGGCGCACAUGUUCCACGGCGCGUCCCAUUUCAAUCAAGACUUGAGUGCCUGGAAUAUGCAGUCCAUACAAACCAUACAAGGCAUGUUUGCCAAGGCAUCCAGUCUCACCAUUGAUACGCUCUGUUGGGACACUCUACCACACAACUUACAAUUCGCACAAAUGCAAGACAUGUUCUGUGGAACCAAUGGAGCCGCAUUUGAUCCCUGUUGUCCCAACAUGCCUUCGCAUCAAUACGAUCAUGCUUGUACGUGUACACAAACAGACAUGUCUCCACCGACUUGUCACAGAUUCUGUGCGGCACAUACACAUUCUCCUUCCUUUACGCCAUCCACCUUUCCAACCAACAUGCCCACAACAACCAUGCCCUCUUCUCAACCAUCCAUGGCACCUUCCAUUACUCCAUCUCAAAUGCCCACAACAGCACCUUCCAUGGCGCCCACCAGUACUCCAUCUCAAAUGCCAACAAAAGCACCUUCCAUUACUCCAUCCACUAUUCCCACUAUAGCACCCACAACCAUGACUCCAUCCUCUCGUCCUUCCAGAAGUCCCACAAGGAACCCGUCUCAAAUGCCAACCACCAGCACUGGAUCAUAUCAUCUAUCACUGGCUGGAACCAACAGACCCACUCCGUAUCCUACUUCAAAACCACCCACUCCAUAUCCUACUUCAUCAAAGCCAGUUACUCCAUUGCCUACACCUACACCUUCACCUACUUCUACUUCUUCUAGUCCAUCCAUUACACCAUCAUCUCAGGCACCAUCAUACGCUCCUACAAAGGCACUUAACUAUACCACUGAUCCACAAAUUACUCUUAUUGGAAGAGAUUACAACUUUACCAGAGCACCACAACCACCACUUGAACAAGAAGAAGAGGAGGAGGAGGAAAUACUGACGGAAGAUGAAUUAUUCGGCAAUACUAAUAAUAAUGGCGGCAUUAAUGUCAUUUCCAUUCAACAAGAACCAGGAGCAUCCUUGCCCGGUACUCUACGCACCAAUGCACACUCCAGUCCACAACAAGCAGAGUGGGUCCCUUACGUCGUCGGAACUACCGUCGGGUUGGUCGUUGCCGCACUCUUAUUGGCAUUGGUCGUAAGACGACAACGACGGCAGCACGAACAACUACGGUUGACCAGCAGCAAAGAUGACGAAUACGACAACGAUUGCAAUGAAGACGAUUGGGAUACCCUCCAACUCGACGUGGAAGAACAAGCCGUCCAAGAAAUUCUCCAAAAACAACAGCAACAACAACAACGACGACCCAUUGCCGAUGCUCCCAUUACCAUUGAACAACGCAUUCGGACGAGUGGAGAAGAAGCCCUCGAAUUGUCCUACUAUGACGAUGGUUCCUGGGAACAAGAUUGGCAAGAUGAAAUUGUGUUGCGGCGCAACUCGACAUCGUCGUCGUUUCGAUUGGCAGCGGAUGAAGUGGCCGUACGAGAAGUCAUGCGGACCGAACAACAACAGCAACCUCCAAAUCCAAACGAUACCAGUGGAGAUUCCUUUGUCAUUACCCGUAUUGUCGUGCACGAUCGAGACAAACAGCAGGAACAGCAAUUGCGACCGGGUCGACAAAGGUAG